This is a messenger RNA of Drosophila montana, 4123 nucleotides long. It is a transcript of the gene dock, whose product is annotated as SH2/SH3 adaptor protein dock. The record is from RefSeq and is a predicted model, not a curated record. Gene Ontology annotation, biological process: signal transduction; cell migration. Bases 853 to 2517 code for a protein of 554 amino acids. NCBI's taxonomy places the organism in Eukaryota, Metazoa, Arthropoda, Insecta, Diptera, Drosophilidae. Gene Ontology annotation, molecular function: receptor tyrosine kinase binding; signaling adaptor activity. The transcript is spliced from 6 exons.
AAUUGUAGAGAGCGACGAAGAAGUGGCUCCGGUAAAAUUGGUUAAAAAUUAUUAAUCAAACGCGAAAUAAUUCUUAGAAAUUAUUGAAUAGCAUACAUUGAAUGUAACGUAGUGCGGUUGCGUCAUUAACAACAAACGAAAAGUGUCAAAUACAAGCGAAAACGUGAUUUUCAACUGGCCAGCUAUUAUAUAUAUACACAUACAGACGAACAGAUGUACACAUAAUGUACAUUUAAUGUAAUAUUAUUAUUAUUAGUCGAGUGAACGUAUGUUAAGUGAAAAAAUACUGUUUGGCAGGCGCCUGAAAAACAUUUGAAUAUUAUUCGCAGUUGAGUGAAGAAAGUGCAUUUUUAUAUGGUCGCUUCUGCUGCUGCACAAAGGGCUGGGGCCGUUGGCUGCUGCUAGGAGUUGCCGUCGUCAUCGCCGUCGUCGUCGUCGUCGCCAAAAACUUUCGUCGUCUCCGCAGCAGAAAUAUGCGUUGGCUGAGGAAGCGGGCAACAUGCAGCAACAGCACCAACAACAACAACAGCAACAGCAACACACAGCGUAACACGAACAACAACAACAACAACUACUCACCAUAAAAACAGCAACAACUACAACUACAACAUCUUCAUCAACAUCAUUAUCAUAACAACAGCAACAUAAUCAUCUUCAUCUUCAUCAACAACAACAACAACCGCGAAUUGUUGUUGCUUUUGCUGCAACUUCUGCUGUUGCCAACACUUAUUUGUUGUUGUUGUUUCCACAUUUUGCCACAAUUUGUAUCUUCGACGCAGCAUUUGGGAGCACAUCAAAAGGAAUUUUGUGCCCCAUUCGCGCUUCUCAAGCCUUUGAGGAGCCCACACUGGAAUGUUGGAAUACCCACAGCGAUUCGCGCGCAACAUCCCCAACUCCUCCUCUGGCAACGCGAAUAGCUCGCCGCAGUAUCCGCCACAGCUGCCGCAGCACCAGAACUAUCAGAGCUGUCGUCAAUUGGCACCUGGCUCGCCCGCUCAUCAUCAGCGACACUCUUCGCUCUCCCACCACCAUCAGCAGCAGCAGCAGCAGCAGCAGCAACAACUGCAGCAACUGCAACAGCAGCAAUCGCUGCAGCAUCAUCGCACACUGUCGACAGCCUCCAGCUGCAGUGCCCAGCACAAAAGUGUGACCUUUGGCCAGCCAGCGAGCAGCGGCUGCCCGGCGCCGAUCGACUACAGCAACGGCGGCAGCAGCAGCGGUAACUCCAGUUGCAGCGCCGGAACUGGCAACGCUGGACAACAAUCAAUGGCGGGCAACAUGAAGCACGGCAAAUCUCAGGAAGACGUUUGCUACGUGGUAGCCAAAUACGAUUAUGCAGCCCAGGGGGCUCAGGAGUUGGAUUUGCGGAAGAACGAGCGCUAUUUGCUGCUGGAUGAUUCCAAGCAUUGGUGGCGCGUCCAGAACAGUCGCAAUCAAUCCGGCUAUGUGCCCAGCAACUAUGUGAAGAAGGAGAAGCCCUCGCUCUUCGACAGCAUCAAGAAGAAGGUGAAAAAGGGUUCCGGCUCGAAGACUCUGCCCAAUUGUUCGCCUUCACGCCAAAUCGAGAGUCCAACCAUGUCCCGGCGCUUGCCACCCGAUCCGGCCGAGGCCAUUGGCACCGCCAUUGUUAAAUACAACUAUCAGGCGCAACAGCCGGACGAGCUCUCCCUGACCAAGGGCACACGCAUACUCAUACUGGAGAAAUCGAACGAUGGCUGGUGGCGUGGCCAGAGCGGCAAUUCGGUUGGCUGGUUUCCCAGCAAUUACACAACCGAAGAUUGUGAUAACGAUGGCGAGAUACACACCUAUGCCAUGGCGGAGAAUGUGCUCGACAUUGUGGUGGCGCUCUAUAGCUUCACGUCGAACAAUGACCAGGAGCUGUCGUUUGAGAAGGGCGAUCGCCUCGAGAUAGUUGACAGGCCCGCCUCCGAUCCGGACUGGUAUAAGGCACGCAAUAAUCAGGGUCAAGUCGGUUUAGUUCCACGCAAUUAUCUACAAGAGUUGAACGACUACUUGGCCACACCCUAUCGCAAUACCAGCGGCAAUGCUGGCAAUGGCAAUGCCACCGGCAGCAAUGGCGCCAAUGCCACCGGCAACGGUGCCGGCGGCGGCGGCGGCGGAGGCGACUCCAUGGAGCGCCGCAAUGACUGCAAUAACAAACAAACGCAGCCAAGUCAGCCCAUCGAGCGACCCAAUUUGGCGGGCAAAUCCUGGUACUAUGGCGCCAUCACACGCAGCCAAUGCGACACGGUCCUCAAUGGCCAUGGACACGAUGGUGAUUUCCUCAUCAGAGACAGUGAGACUAAUAUGGGUGAUUACUCGGUUUCCCUGAAGGCGCCCGGCCGCAACAAGCACUUCCGUGUCCACGUGGAGCAGAAUAUGUACUGCAUUGGACAGCGAAAGUUCCAUUCACUGGACCAGCUGGUCGAACACUACCAAAGAGCGCCCAUCUAUACGAACAAGCAGGGCGAGAAACUGUAUCUGGUGCGGUCGCUGCCAAAGGCCAACGGCACGUAAAUGGGCCCCGCUAUCCAAACUCAUCAUCUAUAGGUCAUCAAUUUAAUAUAUUACUCGUAAUAUAACUAAAUACAAACUUAAAUACAACUUGAUAUGAUAUAGUAUAUACGUAUCUAAACAUGGCAUAGCGCGUUGACCAAAUUGUUUUCUCAGUUUUAUAUGCUUCGCAAGACAAAUGGAAAAAAAAUAGCGAGAUAGAGAGAGAGAGAGUAUGUAUAUAAAUCGGUUAAUUUCGAUGCCGAUUCAUGUUCGAGUGCGUAAUAGACAGACUUUUUGUACUUUUAUAAAAAUUAUAUACAAAUUAACAAUUAAUUAAUGCUUAAUUCGGCGAGCUUUGAUUCAGUUCUUUAUUUUCAUUUGUCGCAAAAUUUUUUUUGUUGUGAAAGAUAAAAAAGAAAGAACCAAAGGCUUCUUUUAUUCGAAACACUCAAUUCUAGAUGUCAACAUGCAUUACAUUUACAUACUCUAUAUGUAUAAAUACAUAAUAUACGAUAUUUAAACAUUGUAGCCAAGUAUUGUGUACACAGCAAAGCGCUUUUAAAAAACUGACUUAAGAUAUGUCUAGCUCUAUGUGUGUGUGUGUAUGUGUAUGUGUGUGUGUGUCGUGUGUGUGUGUGAGUAUGUGUGUGUGCACUGCAAUUGCUUUGUAAACAAUUUAUAAAGCUCGCAAUCCUGAGCCACAUAUAUAUGUAUACCCAAUCAUACCAAUAUCUUAUCGAGUAUGUAAAUAUGUAGGCGGAACGCUUACAAACAGCUGAGAAAAAAAAUAGAAACCAAAAUUCAAGAGCUGCUUUGAAAAAAAAAAAGAAAGAAAAUUUAAUUGGCAAGAUAAAGCUGCUUGACUUCUUCUUCUUCCACACACAGCCAGUCAUUUUUUUGUUAAAUUAUAUAAACAUACGCAUACCCAUAAUAAUAAUAAUAAUAAUAAAAAUAACUAAAGAAAAGCUGUUCUAGCCCCGCAUAAAUAUAAACAUAAUCAACAUCGUACGAAACACACAUACUUAAGUGGAGCCUCCCCCUCUAAUAAAUUAUAAAUAAAAUAUAUAUAUAUAUAUGAUACGCAUAUAAGCCAUACUGUACAGUUGAUGAUGCAAUGCCUAACCUAAGCACACUUUCAUAUAUACAUACUUUCUAUUUAUACCUUAUACCUAUUAUUAUUAUUAUUAAUUUUAUUAGUUUUAUUAUUAUUAUAUUUAUAAAGUAGAAGCCGCGAUUCCAGCUUUAAUUUUGUUUUUAAUUAUUACAUUUUGUUUGACGUUUUAUUUUUCCUUUAUGCAAUAAUAAUUUGUAUUGAUUUGUUUUUGAUUUAGCUUAAGAUUAGUGAGAAGUGAAGAGAAUAUCAAUCUGAUAAUAGGACGGAACGCUGAGUGUUGACCAAAAGGUUGGCUCGUGGCAGGUUUAACAAUAGGGUUUAAAUGACUUUCGACUUUAUUUCAUAUGCGAAUUUUUAAAAUAUAUAUAUAUAAAUACAUAAAAAUAUAAUGAUUAUAUAAUUUAUAGUAAUUUCAACAAUUGCUAAAACCACAACUAGUACUAAAAACGAAAGAGAACAAACUAGAAAUUAUCCCGAAACGGAAAUGAAUAAAAAUACAUCAAAUAAAUUAAA